UGCCAAGGGCGACACCCGUGACGUCAAUGGGCGGCACCGGCGCGACCACGUGCUCUGUAUAAAACCAGCAGCUGGCUGGAGGCGGCGAGUCAGAGCUCAGCGCGGAACAUAAAUCAACCGUCGGACUUGGAGGAAAUAUAUACAUUUUUAUAUAUAUAUAUAUUUAUUUUUUUUUACCGUUUUUUUCCCCAACAUGGCUGUGACUGAAGCUGGAUGCGAGCUGACUUACUGCAAAAUGAGGGGCAUUGUUACUGUUCUCACCGCUUUCAUCAAAGAGAGAAAAAUGGGCUUGAAUGACUUCAUCCAGAAGCUGGUGUCCACCCCUCAUAUCUGUCAACAUGUUGAAGUCAACAACUUCCUGAAGAUUGAUGAGAAUCAGAACCAAGACGUUGAAGACGGCCAACUUCCUGAUAGGAUGUUCCUAACUUCGCAAAUGUCCCUAGCUGAGGACACUCAGAUCAAACCGUGUGACUUCGACUACCUCAAGAUCAUAGGCAAAGGCAGCUUCGGAAAGGUUCUGCUCGCACGACACAAGGAGUCCACCACAUAUUACGCCGUCAAAGUGCUACAGAAGAAAAUUAUCCUCAAGAAGAAAGAGCAAAACCAUAUCAUGGCUGAACGCAGUGUGCUGAUGAAAAACAUCAAACAUCCUUUCCUGGUGGGGCUGCACUACUCCUUCCAGACUACUGACAAACUUUACUUUGUACUCGACUACGUUAACGGCGGAGAGCUCUUCUACCAUCUUCAAAGAGAAAGGAUCUUCUUAGAGCCCCGAGCCAGAUUCUACUCUGCUGAAAUUGCAAGUGCACUUGGCUACCUCCACUCCCUGCAUAUUGUCUACAGGGACCUGAAGCCUGAGAACAUCCUGUUAGACUCCCAAGGCCACAUAGUCCUGACUGACUUCGGUCUCUGCAAAGAGGGACUGGAAGAUAACGGCACAACGACAACGUUCUGCGGGACGCCCGAGUAUUUGGCUCCUGAGGUGCUCCAGAAGCAAGCCUACGACCGCACAGUUGACUGGUGGUGCCUGGGAUCGGUGCUCUACGAGAUGCUCUACGGACUUCCUCCGUUCUACAGUCGCAACACAGCUGAGAUGUACAACAACAUCCUGCAUAAGGCUCCCGUGCACAAACCCAACGUGUCCAAUGCGGGCAGGGAGAUGCUGGAGGGGCUCCUGCAGAAGGACCGCACCAAGAGGCUGGGGGUGAAGGAGGACUUUCUCGAACUGAAGUACCAUUCCUUUUUCUCGCCAAUUAACUGGGAUGACCUGAUGGCCAAGAAGAUCACGCCGCCCUUCAUCCCCUCAGUGAGCGGUCCCACGGACCUACGCCACUUCGACACGGAGUUCACCCACCUGCCCGUGUCGUCCUCCCUGUGCACCGACACCCUGACGGUGACCGGCAGCGUCAAAGAAGCGGCGGGGGCGUUCCCGGGCUUUUCCUACGGGCCUCCGGAAGACCAUUCCUUCAUGUGAAUUACCGAGAACUCCACCCCGGAAAACUACCCCUGGACGGAGGAGUCUUAUUUCCACACGCUGGUUUGGGCGGGUCCACUCGACCCCUCGCCUUGCAUAACGGAUGCACUGGAGGGUCACCCACGGGUAACCGGGCCUCGCCGGCUACGACGUGACACGGAGAGAAGUGCCUGAGCAAGUCGGACGGCACCUGCGAGAGUUCAUAAUGCAUGUCAAAGCUCUUUCGCUCGUAUGGAAACAAGAACGGUGACUCAUAAUUGAUAUCGUUGCUUUGGACCAAAUUGAAAAUGUAAAAACGUCACAAAUAUCAUUUCAUCAACACAUCGCUGUUUACCUUUAUGCAGCAUAUAAUUAAAGCCUCCGACUGUAUAUAAACUAUAUUUACUCCUUUUCUAAUCUCAUUUAUUCUAGACAGCAGUAAUAACACUGAAUAUCCAUCACAAUUACAAUGACUUAUAGUCAACACUCCAACCAACUAAAUAUGUUACAUGUAUUUACGGAUUAUGUAGAGGAGAAUUGUGACUGUUUUGUGCCUGUCCAAUGAGGCCUGACCCAUCUAUUACUGUAUGUACAGUACAUAUCUGCUUUCCAUCACCUGUUGUUCCCUCCUGUAGAGAAUCCCUAUUUAUAUAAGUGCUUCAUUAAGGGAGGGAUUUGGCAACAUAGGGUUCUUUAAAGGAAUUAUCGGUCAAACCUGAUAUGCAUAUUGAAAAAAGGAUGAUUGUGUGUACAUAUAUUGGAAAUAGAGGCAUGUACAGUAAAAGGUGCAUUUUCAAGCCUGCUAGGGGGGGGAAAAGAAAGCGCCGCCCAGUUCUACAUCAUUUUCUUCCAUAUUUGGAAGCGUUACUUUUUAUUUCUCUUUUGUAUUUCUAUAUGUAUUUAUUUUUUUUCCUGUCGUUGCUACUGUUCAAAGAAAAUGAUUUACACGAUCUAUUGUAUGAAUUAAAUGUAAAUUAAAGAAUUCCAAAUAAAAUCUGUCAACUAGA
Nerophis lumbriciformis (worm pipefish) is the source of this 2460-nucleotide messenger RNA. Its product is annotated as serine/threonine-protein kinase Sgk1. Gene Ontology annotation, molecular function: protein serine/threonine kinase activity; ATP binding; phosphatidylinositol binding. Gene Ontology annotation, biological process: protein phosphorylation. NCBI's taxonomy places the organism in Eukaryota, Metazoa, Chordata, Actinopteri, Syngnathiformes, Syngnathidae. The record is from RefSeq and is a predicted model, not a curated record.